GUUGAGACUAAUUCUUUUAAACAUCUGACGCACCUUUCCCUACGCUUCCAGCCAGCGAAUGAUGUAGAAGUUAAGACAUACCUAGCAACAUGCUUAAGAUGUAUUAAGGAAGAAAAAUGUAUAUUACAGCAAACAUUGAAGAAAACAGAGGAAGAUCUGAACCGGCAACUAGUCUGUGCUCAGCAGGCUUUGUCGGAUAAAAUUAAUGAACUGGAAAAAUUGAAAAGUGACUCUUCCGUCAAGAUUUGUGAACUAAACAGCCAGUAUACGACAGAGAUCACAAGUGAAAAAGGAAAAGCUCAUCAGGUGAAAUAAGCAAGCCCCUUUA
Molecule: messenger RNA, 328 nt
Organism: Staurois parvus
Lineage: Eukaryota; Metazoa; Chordata; Amphibia; Anura; Ranidae
Source: the annotation of a GenBank genome assembly